Haliotis rufescens (red abalone) is the source of this 3533-nucleotide messenger RNA. Its product is annotated as putative ferric-chelate reductase 1 homolog. The transcript has 16 exons. Gene Ontology annotation, molecular function: oxidoreductase activity, acting on metal ions. NCBI's taxonomy places the organism in Eukaryota, Metazoa, Mollusca, Gastropoda, Lepetellida, Haliotidae. The record is from RefSeq and is a predicted model, not a curated record. Bases 345 to 2162 code for a protein of 605 amino acids.
UGUGACCCCUUAUUUCGCCGAGUCAUUGCUGAACAAGGCUGGUGGGUAUAAGGAUACAAAAUGAACUGAACUGAAGAGAGAUGCCGGGGAAUGACGUCAACAGCCGCUGGGCGUUAUAACACAAAUCCGGUUGCACUAACAGGACCGGUUAUGCAAGUUAUACCUCCGAAGGUGAAAAGAAUUGAUAUCAUACACUCUACGUAGAGAUCCCAACCUGGAGCCUCUUCGCUACCAGUGGGCACUUUAACAGCUGGACUACCAAAUCAUUUGGCGCGAAGCGGAACACCGUUCUUUAAGGUGGAGCCCAGGCUGACACAAAUCGGGCGUGUCGCUUAACAGUAAAGAUGGCGAAGUUGUGUAACGUGUUGACUCUCGCUUGCCUUAUAUCUUGGACUGCUACUCCUGUUGCUGGCUUCGGCAGAGGACCUCCCGGCAGUACAUGCCUCACGAUGUUCCCAAAGCAUGGACAGGAUUUAACGUGGCAAGCUUCAGGACCUUGUCCCUUUAAGAUCAAUCUGUCCAGCGACACUUAUAGACCUUUGCAAAACAUCACUGUUACUCUUGAAUCCGAUGACAGUCAAGUGUUUCGUGGAAUCCAGAUCAGUGCUCACAGAAAGUCCCUUAACAAGGAGGAAUUCCAGGGAACGUUCUUGUCCUAUGCACCAGAAACCAAACUCCAGGCAUUUAACUGUAUGGGUGGACGUCACAACCAGAUAGCCCACAAGAACAAUAACACCGUGACUCAAGUUGUGUUAGUGUGGCAGGCACCGAGUGACAACGUAGGGGACAUCGUCUUCCUCGCAACGUUCGUUAAAGAUUUCACCACGUUUUGGGCUUGGGAGAAGAAGGAGCUGCGGACCAUGGAUAAUUCCUCAGUGGUGACACCUGCACGGCCGUUGGAAGACCCAACGCAAGAAAUGGAUGACAUCGACUUUUCACAGUGUGGGUCAGAAAAGGGAUGCUUCUUCUACCCCAGACUUUGUAGUGGCACCGACUGUAAUGCCGCUGUAACUUAUCAAAGGAAUGGUGACUCAUACACAUUCGAGAUGAUGGCGAAAUCUUCUGGUUACGUCAGCCUUGGAUUUUCCAGUGACACCAAAAUGGGGGAUGAUGUCACGGUAACGUGCACCGCUCAAGACAACAGUGUGACAGUUCAGAACGGCUAUAACCCAUCGUACCACAAUGAGAGACUUAUGUCGUACGACCUGACUGACCUCAGCGUUAAGAAGACCGCCACCACGGUGAUGUGUAGAUUUACAAGACCACGUGUUCUGGGGUUAGAAAUGUCGAAUCCUCUCACUGACCCCCCUGAAGUGAACACUCGCAACUUCGACAUGGAGACACAGUCGUAUAUAAUGUUGGCCUGGGGCCACCUUCCUGUGGGGACUGACGUCAUGGGCAAGCACAGGGAAAGUCCAGCAGUAUCAGACGUCAUGAUCGACUUUCAGGCUUAUGAAAUUUACAAAGGAUCUUCCCUGUCUAAGGAGUACCAGGCUCAUGGCGCCACGAUGAUCAUCGCCUGGAUGCUGUUGGCUGGUCUUGCUACUGUCAUUGCCAGGCACUACAAGGACCUGUAUGAAGACGAGAUGUUCUGUGGCACCAAAAUAUGGUUUCAGCUUCACCGAGCAAUUGCUGUCGGUAUCCUUGCCUUGACUGUCGCCAGCUUCAUCAUCAUCUUUGUCAAAGUAGACAAACUCUCUGAAGGCACGGGAAGAACACACGCCAUCAUUGGGAUCACAGUCGGUGUGGCAGUCUGUCUGCAGGUUCUGGGUGGUUUGCUGAGACCCGGGGUAGACUCGAGUAUCCGCCCUUUCUUCACCUGGGGGCACCGUCUGCUGGGCCAGGGGGCACACAUUUUGUCAGCCGUGAACUUCAUCCUGGCGUUCAAUAUGAACUACAUACCCGAGACAAUGAAACAGUACGGAACCAUCGUCGUGGCUGUAUGGAUCGCUGUGCAGAUAGUCUGGGAGCUGGUCUUUGAGUUCUGGACUUGCAGGAAAAAACAAUCAACAGGGAGUGGAAACAUCACUGACCCGAAAGGUCUAAGUAUUCAAGAAAAGACACAUCAACCGUCGAAAGUGAACGUCAUCAUGCUGGCCUUGUACGUCCUGACGCUUGUUGUCUUCGCCGUGGCCGCCCUCUGUGGAAUAUUCAUUUUUUAACCUACUAGUUUUAUCAUAUCGUUUCCAUAAUACUCCUAGACAUACAGUUUGGGGCGUUGGCACUUUGUGGACAGAUCUGUCGUCGCGCUGGAUAUCGCGGUUUGGAUUCACCACGGAUAAUGUGAGGCAAAUUCUGAUGGUUCCUGCCGUCUUGAAUAUUGCUGGAAUAUUGCCUAAAUGCCAUCCACCCCAACGCUGUGAUCUUAACGGGUUGUAUUAUUAUGAAACAGAUUUGUCAUUUGUUAUAUUGAAGCUGUCUGGACAGAAGCGAUUUACAGUCAAAUGUAUGUAUUCGUUUACACGUGUAGUCAAAAAUAAAUUCGCAGUUAUGUAUUAACACUCCGGGUAUUCUCGAUCCAUAUCUUACUCACUUCUUAACAGUCUUUGGAUCCUGGGACAUUUCCUACGGCAAUUGAAGUCAGGGAACGUGUGAUUAUGUAUAUUUUAACAAGUCGAUCUAUGUGUCCACCAAUGUCAUUAUCGAAUACAGUUUGUAUAAAGGCGUCUGAUAACGUCCCCGAUUGGAAUAUCAUGAGUAUCGCUACCAAACGUUGACGAGUACACAAGGUGUUCAUAGCCUGUAUAGACUAACAUCUAGUCUCUGAAAUGAACAUAUCAUACAGAAAAAAACACACACCAGUUGUUCAAUUAUCUUAAUAAAUAUAUAAUAAAAUGGAGCCCAGAGACUCUCUUCAUUUUCAGAUCUAGACUUGCCAAACAUUAUAGACUUGCAUGGGCUGUAUUUGACAUACAUUUGUAUCAGGGUCUGUGAGACAGACGAAUCGCCUGUAGAGCCCACCACUCCAACUUAAACAUUCUGACAUGUUCUCAUCCCACACCUGGCAUGAUUUGUCGAACAGCUACCAAACUCUGCACUUGUUCUAUUUAAUCGUUAACAGGCAAAAAAUGCUACCUCAUUUCUUAAAUAAGGGAUAUCCAUGUAAUUGUCGGUCAUAUACUCCAUCCUAGAAAGAGAUACGUAUCUUUAAUAUAGAGGCUGUUCAUAUACUAAACUGUUAACUUCACCUAAAACCGUUCUAUAGUCUGUUUCAUGAAAAAGGUAUCACAUAUGUAACUUUGCUUAAAACCAUACGUUUUGAGAAUUAUCACAAUUUGAAUUACCAAAGCCUAGACAGACUCAUGUUUUUAUAUAUCUGCUAUUUUAAUGGCCCUCCGAGUCGUACUUUUUAAAUGAAGUCGAAAAGUAAUUGUUCUAGCACAUCCGUCUGUAUAAUGCUGCAGUAAAUCCCAUGAUAACAUUAAUGUAUCUUUUCCCUUGUAAACUGUCAAUAUGAUAAUUGAAAUAUAAUGUUCACAUGGCACAACAAUAAUGCGUUUUACAAAAUACGUUUAAUAAAACAUUCAAAUGCA